Molecule: messenger RNA, 1710 nt
Organism: Lampris incognitus (smalleye Pacific opah)
Lineage: Eukaryota; Metazoa; Chordata; Actinopteri; Lampriformes; Lampridae
Product: potassium voltage-gated channel subfamily A member 3
Exons: 1
Coding region: 142-1710 (522 amino acids)
Biological process (GO): protein homooligomerization; potassium ion transmembrane transport
Cellular component (GO): voltage-gated potassium channel complex; membrane
Molecular function (GO): delayed rectifier potassium channel activity; protein binding
Source: RefSeq, a predicted model, not a curated record
ACGGGGUGAUAAAACAGACCCGGUUGAGCGGACGGACGGACGGACGGACGGAGGUUUGGCGGCGGUUGACCGGGACUCGCGGUGGGGGCGCGCGGUCGCCGCCCCCCGCACGCGUGUCCGUCCCGGUGUCGACACGCGCGCAUGGACCAGCUGGGCCUGCUGCGAGCCGUCCCGCCGACCGCGAGCCGAGCCCUGCAGGUGAACCACGCCCACCUGGAGACGGAGCCUGCUGACGUCAUGACAGUGGUAGCGUGUGACAACAUGCUGGAGGAGUCGGCGGCGCUGCCGGGCCACCACUCUCUGGACCGCUACGAACCGGACCACGAGUGCUGCGAGCGGGUUGUCAUCAACAUCUCCGGCUUACGCUUCGAGACGCAGCUGAAGACCCUCUCCCAGUUUCCAGAGACCUUACUGGGAGACCCCAAAAAGAGGAUGAGGUACUUUGACCCGCUUCGGAAUGAGUACUUCUUCGACCGGAACCGACCGAGCUUUGACGCCAUUCUUUAUUACUACCAAUCCGGUGGCCGCAUCCGGAGACCUGUCAAUGUACCCAUUGACAUUUUCUCUGAGGAGAUCCGCUUCUAUGAGCUCGGGGAGGAGGCCAUGGAGAAGUUCAGGGAGGACGAGGGCUUCAUCAAGGAGGAGGAGCGGCCACUGCCAGAGAAUGAGUUCCAAAGACAGGUGUGGCUGCUGUUUGAAUACCCGGAGAGCUCCGGGCCCGCCCGGGGCAUCGCCAUCGUGUCCGUCCUGGUCAUUCUCAUCUCCAUCGUCAUCUUCUGCCUGGAGACGCUACCGGAGUUCAGGGAUGAGAACCGGGACCCCAUCACCAUCAUGCCUGUGGUAAACGGGACGCUGGCGUACCUCACCAGCCCCUUUUCGGACCCCUUCUUUGUGGUGGAGACCCUGUGUAUCAUCUGGUUCUCCUUCGAACUGCUGGUGCGCUUCUUUGCGUGCCCGAGCAAAGCCACCUUCUCCAAAAACAUCAUGAACAUCAUCGACAUCGUGGCCAUCAUCCCAUAUUUCAUCACCCUGGGGACGGAGCUGGCGGAGAGACAGGGCAACGGCCAGCAGGCUAUGUCCCUCGCCAUCCUGCGGGUCAUCCGGCUGGUUCGUGUGUUCCGCAUCUUCAAACUCUCGCGACACUCCAAGGGUCUGCAGAUCCUGGGUCAGACCCUGAAGGCCAGCAUGCGCGAGCUGGGCCUGCUCAUCUUCUUCCUCUUCAUCGGGGUCAUCCUCUUCUCUAGCGCCGUCUACUUUGCGGAGGCCGACGACCCGGAUUCCGGUUUCAACAGCAUCCCCGACGCCUUCUGGUGGGCUGUGGUCACCAUGACCACGGUGGGCUACGGCGACAUGCACCCCGUCACCAUCGGGGGGAAGAUUGUGGGGUCCCUGUGCGCCAUCGCGGGCGUUCUGACCAUCGCCCUGCCCGUGCCCGUCAUCGUCUCCAACUUCAACUACUUCUACCACCGCGAGACGGAGGGCGAGGAGCAGGCGCAGUACCUCCACGUGGGCAGCUGCCAACCCCUGGCGGACACCGAGGAGCUGAGGAAGACCCGCUCCACGUCCUCGCUCAGCAAGAGCGAGUACAUGGUGAUCGAGGAGCACGGCCUGAACAGCGCCUUCAAGCAGCAGCCCAACUUCCUCACCACCGGCCAGAACAACUCGCAGAAUUGCGUGAAUAUCAACAAAAAGCUCUUCACUGACGUGUAG